CUUCUCGUCUUCCCCGUAAACAAAGGAAUAAAGAAUAUGGGGCCAUGGUAAGAAAACCGUUGUGAACUGCAACUCUCUAUGCUUAGCUAGCCUGCCAUCCAGUCUCUUCGAUUCUCCCAUCUCACCGUUCCCAUUUCUCUUCAAUUAAUGACCAAGCUAGAGAAAGGAGAAGAAAAAGGUGGAAGGGAGGAAAUCAGUGGUGGCAGAAGAAGGAAGCAGUAGCCUUCUGCUCUCUUUCCCAGUACGAAGUCGAUCUUCCAACUUCCCAGGAUCACAAAUUCAACUUCUUCUCGAACUAAGAGAAGAUUUCCCUGCUUUAUCUGAUGAUGUCGCCCCAAAGCUGACAACUUUUCUCCUCCAGCAAUUUGUAAAUUGAAUUUAUCGCGGCCCCCGAAAAUGGCGAAGAGGAUGAUGCGCAGGGUAGCAGGGAUGAACAUUGAACAAGUUGCGGAGGUCUUCAAUGCUCUUUAUGAAGAGAAGAAGCCCUUUUCCCCGUUUUUGAUCCCUUUGCUGUUGUUUCUUUGGUGCAUUGAGAGAUGGGUUUUCGCUCUGUCCAAUUGGGUUCCUCUUGGUGUUGCGGUUUGGGCUCUUCUGCAGUAUUCGAAUCAUCAGAAAAGAAUGCUUGUGGAAGAUCUGAACAGAAAGUGGAAGCGAGUUAUAUUAAGAACAUCGGCAACAACUGCUGUAGAACACUGUGAGUGGCUGAACAAGAUGUUGCUGGAAAUUUGGCUGAAUUAUUUCAACCCAAGGCUUUCGACAAGGUUCUCGAACAUAGUGGAGGUUGGAUUUCUUUUCUAUCUUGUUACUAACAUAGAAUGGGUUGAACUGCAGGAGUUUUCGCUAGGCUCAUCCCCACCUAGAUUGGGCCUUAAUGGUACUCGCUGGGCAACUUCAGGUGAUCAGCUAGUCAUGCACAUGGGUUUUGAUUGGGACACUCGUGACAUGACCAUCAUGCUGUUGGCUAAACUCGCAAAGCCUUUGGGAACUGCUCGUAUUGUUAUUAACAGCCUGCAGAUCAAGGGCGAUCUUCUCUUGAUGCCAAUUUUGGAAGGCAGAGCAUUUCUUUACUCUUUUGUGUCAACUCCCGAUGUAAGAAUAGGAGUUGCUUUCGGAAGUGGGGGAAGCCAAAAUCUACCUGCCACUGAGCUUCCCGGGGUUUCCUCUUGGCUGGUCAAACUUUGCUCUGACACCUUAGAUAAAACAAUGGUUGAGCCUCGACGUCGAUGUUUCUCCUUACCGGCUGUGGACUUGAGAAAGAAGGUUGUUGGUGGGAUUGUACAUGUAACGGUUGUUUCAGCUAGUAAAAUUUCUAGGGCUAGUUUUAAGGGAAGUCCAACAAGAAAGCUGGAACAGAGUUCAGAAGAGGGUGUUAAUGAUAAAGAUUACCAGACAUUUGUGGAAGUCGAGCUUGGUCAAUUAACACGGAAGACAAAUGUACGGCCAGGCUCAAGUCCUAAAUGGAAUUCGACUUUCAACAUGGUGCUACAUGAAGAAACUGGAAUGUUGCGGUUCAAUCUUUGCAACUGUAACCCUGGCAGUGUGAAGUAUGACUAUCUAGCAAGUUGUGAGAUCAAGAUGAAGUAUGUUGCAGAUGAUUCAACAGUUUUUUGGGCAAUAGGGCCUGACUCUAAUAUAAUUGCGAAGCAUGCUGAGUUCAGCGGAAGAGAAGUCGAAAUGAUUGUUCCAUUCGAAGGGCCAAACUUUGGGGAGUUGGCUGUGAUGCUUGUGGUAAAGGAAUGGCAAUUCUCGGACGGUACACACAGCCUGAACAAGUACAAAAGCAGCUCUCAACAAUCUGUGGAUGGAUCAUCGAUUCUUCCAUCAAGAACUGGACGAAAGAUCAAUGUAACGGUUGUGGAAGGACAAGAUUUAACUGUCAAAGAAAGAUCUGGCAAGUGUAACCCAUAUGUCAAGUUGCAGUAUGGAAAGGCAGUCCAGAAGACCAAGACUUCAGACUCUCCCAACCCUACCUGGAACCAAAAGUUUGAAUUUGAAGAGAUUGGAGGAGAUGAAUACCUUAAGAUCAAAAGCUAUACCGAAGAAGUGUUUGGAGAUGAAAGCAUCGGUAGUGCAAGGGUAAAUUUGGAAGCUUUAGUUGAGGGUUCAAUAAGGGAUGCAUGGAUUCCUCUGGAGAAAGUAAACUCAGGAGAACUGCGGCUUCAGAUAGAAGCAGUGAAAGUUGAUGAGGAUGAUGGGUCAAAGAGCAUGACAUCAAGUUCACCUGUUGGCUGGAUUGAACUUGAAAUCAUUGAAGGGAGGGACCUUAUUGCUGCCGAUCUUAGAGGGACAAGUGAUCCAUACGUUAGGGUGCAAUAUGGAAACUUGAAGAGGCGGACAAAGGUAGUCUUCAAAACUCUCACUCCACAAUGGAACCAGACGUUAGAGUUUCCUGAUGAUGGCAGUCCCUUGGAGUUGCAUGUCAAAGACCACAAUGCCUUGCUACCUGGAUCCAGUAUAGGUGACUGUGUUGUAGAGUAUCAAAGGUUGCCUCCAAACCAAACUUUCGACAAGUGGAUACCUCUGCAAGGCGUGAAAAGAGGCGAGAUACACAUUCGAGUCACCAGGCGAGUCCCUGAACAACCAAAGAGAACUAGUUCGGAUUCCGAAGGCUAUUUGAGCAACUCUCAUCAAAUUACAGGCCAGUUGAAGCAGAUGAUGGGCAAGCUCAAAUCUUCUGUCGAAGGUGGGAAUCUUGAUGCAGUUUCAUUAGCUUUGAGUGAGAUGGAAAGUGUAGCAGAGGCUCAAGAAGAGUACAUGGUGCAGCUCGAGACCGAGCAAAUACUUCUGCUUAACAAGAUAAAAGAGCUUGGUGAAGAAAUCAUCAACGCUCCACCAGUCUUGGAAAGAAGAUCCUCUUCUGCAAUAUAACAUCCUCUACUUUUCCUCCAUUAUACAGGCCGUCAUUAGAUAUUGAAAGAGCAAAUUUGUAUCAAACCAGUAGCAGUACAUCAAAAUCCACCCGACCCACCCAAUGCCCACCCCUACCUGGGAGUGUUCAUCCCAACUUUCCUUCCAUUUUGUUCCUGCAUUCGAAACAGGGAUAAGAUUCUCAAAUGCUAAAAUCGCCAUAGCUGGGCAUUUUCCAAUAUCGUUCAAAGUCAUGAGCUUUGCGACUGCUAAAUUAUCAGAGCUCCCACUCAGAGGCCACUCCUCUUUCUUCACACAACCCUUCUGCUCCUCGCUGCGAACCAACAAGUACGUCAGAACCCAGAACCCGAAAUCGAGAAACUCCAAUUCCCCAAAUUCCACCUGGUUGUCCAAGUGGCCUCCGAAGGGGAAUUCGGUUCGAGGUUCUCCCAAGAAAGAGGUCAGCCGGAAUGUGAACGAGGAGAAGGCUCGAUAUUUGGCGAGGGAGAAAGGGGAGACUGCAAUUGAGAGAAUCGUGCUUCGGUUGAGAAAUUUGGGUUUGGGUCCUGACGACGAGGAAGGAGGAGGAGAAGAAGGGAGGGAGGAAACCCGGAUUCUGACCGCCGAGUUGCCGCCGGUUAAUGGGGAGGAGAGACUGGCGGAUCUUUUGAAGCGGGAGUGGAUUAGGCCGGACACUGUUUUGGAUGAGGACGAUGACAGUGACGAUGAAAUGGCGUUGCCGUGGGAGAGAGAAGAGAAAGAGAAGGAGAUGCAGGGAAGGGAGGAAGAUGGAGGGAGGGAAAGGAAGAGGAGACCGAAGGCUCCGACUUUGGCCGAACUGACAAUUGAUGAUGAAGAAUUGAGAAGGCUGAGAAGGAUGGGCAUGACUUUGAGAGAGAGGAUCAAUGUGCCAAAAGCUGGGAUCACCCAGGAAGUUUUGGAGAAGAUUCAUGAUAAAUGGCGAAAAGCUGAGCUGGUUAGGCUCAAGUUCCAUGAGUUUCUCGCACAUGACAUGAAAACUGGCCACGAGAUUGUCGAGCGUCGUACAGGAGGGUUAGUUUUAUGGAGGGCAGGAAGUGUUAUGAUUGUUUAUCGAGGAGCUAAUUACCAAGGGCCGAAAUCUACUUCAGAAUUGGCUAGGAAAGAAGAGGAAUCUCGAUUCAUUCCAGAUGUGUCAUCUGCUGAUUCAUUCAAAAGUGAUGAGGCGGCAUUGCCAGAUCCAGAGAAGUCUAUACUACCAGUUGUGAGGCCACCACAACUGACUGAGACCUUGACUGAGCAGGAAAUCGAAUAUAACAAGCUCUUGGAUGGUUUAGGGGCCCGUUAUGAGGCGUGGUGGGGUACUGGAGUGCUUCCCGUGGAUGCUGAUUUACUUCCACCUAAAGUUCCUGGUUACAUGACGCCUUUUAGGUGUCUUCCUACUGGAAUGAGGCCUCGCCUUACCAAUGUUGAGAUGACUAAUUUGAGAAAACUUGCUAAAUCACUUCCCUGUCAUUUUGCCCUUGGUAAUGCUGUGUCUGUCUUCCUUGAAUACCUGAAUUUUCAGAUGUUCAGUUCGCUUACUGACUUUUGGCACUUGUUCUUUACUUUCACCAGGGAGGAACCGAAACCAUCAAGGGCUGGCAGUUGCAAUACUCAAACUGUGGGAGCAAAGCCUAAUUGUGAAAAUUGCUGUGAAGCGAGGGAUACAGAAUACGAAUAACAAGCUAAUGGCCGAGGAAAUAAAUCAAUUAACAGGAGGCGUCCUGUUGCUUAGAAACAAAUAUUAUAUUGUCAUUUUCCGUGGGAAGGAUUUCCUGCCUGCAAAUGUAGCUUCACAAUUGGCUGAGAGGCAAGAAAUGACCAAGCAAAUUCAAGACAAUGAAGAGAAAUUAAGAAGCAACCUAGAGGCAUCACCAUCAGGCAAAGAAGGUGAAGGAAAUGCACUUGCAGGGACCUUGGCAGAGUUUUAUGAAGCACAAGCACGAUGGGGAAGAGAUACAUCUGUAGAAGAGCAUGAAAAGAUGGUUGAAGAAGCUGCCAAAGCUAAAACUGCUCGGCUCGUCAGACGAAUCGAGCAUAAGCUAGCUAAUGCUAACAGCAAGAAGCUUAGAGCCGAGAAAUUGUUAUCAAAGAUAGAAGCCUCCAUGGUUCCUGCUGAUCCAGAUUAUGAUAGAGAAACAAUCACUGAUGAGGAAAGGAUUGUGUUCAGGAAAAUUGGGCUAAGAAUGAAGCCAUACUUGCCUAUGGGCAUUCGUGGUGUUUUUGAUGGAGUUAUUGAGAACAUGCAUUUGCAUUGGAAGUAUAGAGAGGUUGUGAAGCUAAUAACCAAACAGAAGACAAUGACAUUUGUUGAAGAUACAGCUAGACUGCUGGAAUAUGAGAGUGGUGGGAUACUAGUGGCAAUAGAAAGAGUACCAAAAGGUUAUGCUCUCAUUUACUAUCGUGGGAAGAAUUACCACCGUCCCAUUAGCUUGAGACCAAGAAAUCUUCUUACAAAAGCAAAAGCAUUGAAGCGUUUCGUAGCAAUGCAACGCCACGAGGCUCUAAGUCAGCACAUAUUUGAGCUGGAGCACACAAUAAAACAAUUGAAAGCCGAAAUUGGUUUAUCAGAGGAUGAAAGUUCUGAUAAUUGGAGCACAGGUGCAUCACUAUUGGUAGAUUCUAACUCAGACUUCACUGAAGUAGAGGAUGAAGCUUCAUAUAUAGCAUCUGAUGAGGAUGUCAGCAAUGAUGAUGGGGAAGAAGAGGAUCUUGACUGGGAAGACGAAGAUUUCGAGUCUUCGGAUUCUGAGAAUAGCGACGAUAUCUUGGCACAUGAUAUCUAAAAGCUCAUCCAAACCUCUUUAACAACUGGAUGUCUCCUUCCCAAUGUUCAUCUUCAUAUGCAGGAUGGUAUAUGCAUUGGUGCUUGUAACAUGGCCACGGCAAAUGAGCAAACAGUUGAUGCUUCACUUGCUGGAUUUAGUUUGUAACAUAGUAUGCCGUUUGUUGUACAUACGGAAAAAGAUGAGAAAUAUGCCAAAUUUUGCAACUUAUUAUGUGAUGAGGGUUUCUACUUGUGUAUUUGAUACGGGUAAAUUGCAAGGUUGGUCACUGAAAGUGCUAAAAUAUUCAUGUUUGGUCACUAAAAGAAUUUUAUUCCAUUCGUGGUCACUGAAAGUACUUAACGUUUCACGAUUGGUCACUCUCCGCUAGUCUCCGCCUGUCUCCGUUAACAAAGUCCUUUAUCUGCUGACGUGGCUAACAGAAUUGCCCAAUCAGCCUAAUUUAACCAGAAAAAAAGAGACCCGACCUGCCAUGUCAAAUUUCUCCCAACCAAACCCGUGAAAUGAGCUGACUUAAGAAUAACCCAAUAAAAUUAAAAUUGAAGAAACAGAGGGGCCAUUUUCCCGAUCCAUCUCCUUCUUCCCCAGACUCUUCCUCUUCCCUUUUCUGCAAAAUACGUCAGAGGCCACCGUAGUUCUUCUUCAUCGCGCCUCUUCUUCUUCCUCUAUUCCACCCCACUUAAAACACUAAAUCCACUCACAUCUUUCUUUUCUCCCACCAUCAGCUGCCGCUUCAUCAAUCAUGGCCAGACAUUGCUUGAAUCUGUCAUAGAGUCAGCGAAUCGCAACACCAACAAAAUUUGCAGAACCCAUUGUCCUUCCACCUCUGCAUCUGGUACGAAGACAUCGUCGAUGAGUCUAGAUUUUACGGGGUGAACAUGUGCGUGGGGAGAUGCUAUGCCAUCUCGAUGAGCACGACGAAUCACCACAAACACAGGUCAAACGAUUUCAGUAUCUGGGUUUCUCGGAAGCUUUAAAAGAGGCGAAGAUGAGAAGCAAGCGACGACGGCUGGCCAAGAAGAAUAUCUACUGCAAAAUCUUCCACCGCCGUUGGUGAAUCGUUAGAAGAUCGCCUCUUUGGAUCCUUAUUCUCAUACCAGAUCCCCAAUCGUGGUAUGCUAUGUUCCUGAUUCUUCCCCCCUCCAGCGUGAGCAAAACCUCAACAGCUCCCAAUCGUGGUCCACUCUGGUUUUUUGGCCAAAAGUGCAAAAAAUUGUCUUCUCCGCUCAAUUCAAGAUGGGUUUGGUUGUUCAGAUUGUCAUAAGGAGAAGUGGGUUGAGAGAAAUUUCUUGAAUCUAGGCGAGACGGAGUCUGAUUCCUCAUCCAAUAGAAAUUUCCAUGAUGAUGAUUGACGAGGCAGCAAUGAAAGGAGAAGAAGAAACUGAGAUGGAGAUUUAAAUGUGGAAGAAAAAGAAGAGGAGAGGCAGGGGUCGGGUUAUGUGGUUUGGUUGAAUUAUGUGGGGUUUUCUUAUGUGGCGGUUUUUCUUACGUGGCUGGUCAAAUUUUAUGACGUGGCAGGCUUAAAUUGGGUGAAUCAGCACUGCUGUUAACCACGUCAGCAAAAUACUAACGAUGUUAACGGAGAUGGAUGGAGACUAACGGAGAGUGACCAAUUGUGAAACGUUAAGCACUUCCAGUGACCACGAAUGGAAUAAAAUUCUUUUAGUGACCAAACGUUAACAUUUUAACACUUCUAGUGACCAACCUUGCAAUUUACCCUAUUUGAUACUGUUAUGUCAUUCAUGUCUGGUAAUUUCGUGUUGUA
Molecule: messenger RNA, 7419 nt
Organism: Linum tenue
Lineage: Eukaryota; Viridiplantae; Streptophyta; Magnoliopsida; Malpighiales; Linaceae
Source: the annotation of a GenBank genome assembly